GGUCUUCGAAGGGCUAUGCGGAAGCCGCAUGGUCGUAUUCGUAAUCAGCAUGGUCGAUAACCUAUAACCCACUAGAUUCCGAGCAAAAAGCGUUUAAUCACUUCGUGGGGUUCCCUCGUAAGUAUAAAAUUGUAAUAAUAAAGUGUCAAAUAUUACUUUUUUCCUCUCAUAAUUCUAUAAUAGGUUGUCCUCUAACAUAUUUUUAUUAGUAAUUGUUCAUCUUAAUUUUCGCAUUUUUUUCUUAUACUACAGUUAUUAAUUAUAUGAGUUUUAUCUAACUCUUUUUUAUCAAAAAUUCUAUCUUACUUAUAUCCAGCGUAUAACAUUCGUUUUAGCCUUCCAUUAUCCAGCUGAUCCUUUGUAUUUUUGUUCUUCUUUAUCGAAUAGCUUAAGUAUUGACACCAGGCUUAGGCGAAUCCGAGUCCAAACUGGAAGAUUUUUUGACAGACUCGGACUUGAGUUUUUGUAUUUCGAGUCCGAUCUAUUCAACUUUUAACAUAAAUUAGCAGAGAAAAAUGAAAAGUGAAAUAACAACAUCUACUGUUUCACAUGAAACUGAAAAUUUUGUUCGAGAGACGGCCAUGGAACGUAGUCUUAUUUUCGAAAAAUCAAAUAUCUAUCCAGGGCUCAGCAAAUUAAAAUAUAAACCAACUUCAUCAAAAAAGAAUCUACAAGAUUACCGGACUCAAAAUGGACUCGGACUCGCUCAUGCCUGAUUAACACUUCUGAUGGGAGGGCGGCAUAUGAGCACGUUCUCAUUUGAGCGUAUUUCGAUUUUAGUGCGUCUUAUUUGGAUGCGUUUUUAAUUACAUCACUCGUUCUUGAAAAUAUUUUGAAAAUUUUUGAACAGUUUAAAUUUCAAUUUAUAAAUAAAUAAUACUUAAGAUGUUAAAAUAUUUUUAAGAACUUUCAUGUACUAUAGUAUUUCUUCACGUAAUGAUGGACGAACCAUAGAAAACUAGUCAAUUAUUUUUUGUUUAAGUGACGAUUAUUCUGAAAAUUUUCAAUUUGUGAUCAAAAAAAUUUAUCCAAAAAUUUUGUUGCUCCAAAUAAAAUGAGAUCUAAGACUGAAUUAUAUAAAAAUGACAAUAUUUUACUUUCAAUUUGUAAAUUUUAAUCGACAAAUUUAACACUAAAAGAUACAGAACUUUAUAGAAAAUAUUUGGAUGUAUUUCGUUACAUAAUUGAAAUACUCUUUUUAGAUGGUGAAUAUCGUAGGGUUCAAGUAUCAUUAAAGUUCACAUUUCUUACUGAUAAAAGAAAAUUUUUAAAGAUAAUUUCAUUUGAACAAAAGUAAUUAAUUGUUUUAUAGUCCUCUUGACAUUUCUAGUAUCAAACUGUUGAGAUUUUUUUCAUUUCUCUUAUUAAAUAAUCUUUUUCAAUUCUCUUUCCUUUUCUCUACGACGUAGAGCAUGUCAAUAUAAGAUACUUCAUAUGCUUUUUAUAAUUGAGUAAAUGUAGACAGCGUUUUCGAUUGGAAGGUGGAAAGGAGUAGAAAUCCACCUUCUCGUUUGGAUAGGAGUUAAUCCAAAAAAUUUUUUAGAAAAUUUAAGCUGAAAAACUGCCUUUUAUGAAGUUAAGUGAUUUUUUCUAACGUCUGAGUAACUUGGUUUCCCUCCUUGAGAAACUACUUAUUGUUAAUGAAUCUUGUUUUGAAAAAAAAAAUAUAAUGAAGAAAGAAAAUAGGCACUACUGUCAAGCUCAUUUUCAAUCUUCAAUUAGUUUUAAACGUACAGUUACUCAGAAAAAAACUUUAGUUACUCAGCGAACUUUCCAUCUGCUCCCAAAACCUGUAUCGAAAACGCUAAAUGUAAAUAUUUCUUAAGUAAGUCUAGAGUGAAAUUUGACUGCUAGAAGAAUCUCUAGAAGAAUAAGUUGAAAUCUUCUCCCCAAAAAAGUUUUUAUUUAAAAAACAAUAGUCUCACGUCUUUUCUUUCGAAAGGGAUGAAUCACAAGUCUCUACUACUUUUUGUCCUUGAGUAAUUCGAGAAAUAUGCAUGUUUAGUCAAUUAUAAAAUAAAGUUUAAGAAUAGGAUUAAAAAAAUUCUGUUGUUCUAUUCUGUUACUUAAUCUUUUCAGCAUUGUUGACUAAAAAACGAUAUCAUCAUUCCUCUUAUAUUAUACGAUAACCUUUUGGUUUUGGGAUUUUUUUUAGUACCCAUUUUUCGGUUUUAAUUGAUACGGUGAUCAAUUCAAUCUUAGCAAUAUUCAAUUCGGUAUUAAAAUCUACACCAAGAUUUACGGCCAAUCAGGGAUCAAUAACUGAAAAUCAAGCAUUAAAAAAUUUGCAAGGUCGUGUUCGUAUGGUAUUAUCUUACUUUUUUGCCCAAUUAUGUUUGUGGACAGCAGGUCGUCCUGGAUGGUUACUCGUACUCGGUUCUAAAAAUUCAAAUGAAAGAUCAAUUGGACAUUUUGCAAAAUAUGAUUGUUCAUCGGGCGAUGUUAAUCCCAUUGGUGGUUUAUCAAGAAUAAAUUUACAUCUAUUUUUAAGCUAUUGUGCACAAACAUUUAAUCUUAUGACAGUGAGAAGAAUAUGUGAUACAACACCAAAUUCAGAAUUAGUUCCAUUAUCUCAUGGUGAAACAAAAGAGAGUGAAAUGGGUAUGUCAUUUGAAGAUUUGACUACAUAUUCAAAAUUAAGAAUGGAACAACAUUGUGGACCAUUUUCAAUGUUUUGUAAAUUAUUAUCACAAUGGUCAACAAGACAUAAACCAAAUGAAGUGGCUGAAAAAGUGAAAUUUUUUUUUCGUACAAUAUCCUCACAUCGUCAUAAAUUUUCAGCAACAUCAAUGGCUUGUUGUAUCGAACAAGAAAAUACAGAUGAUAUUCGACCGGUACUUGGAUGUCCACAAUGGACAUGGCAAUUUAAUUAUAUCGAUGAAAAAGUGAAGAAAUUAGUGUUAUGA
Didymodactylos carnosus is the source of this 2906-nucleotide messenger RNA. The record is from the annotation of a GenBank genome assembly. NCBI's taxonomy places the organism in Eukaryota, Metazoa, Rotifera, Eurotatoria, Philodinida, Philodinidae.